This is a messenger RNA of Trichomonas vaginalis G3, 1140 nucleotides long. RefSeq lists its product as uncharacterized. The transcript has a single exon. The coding region runs from base 1 to 1140 and encodes 379 amino acids. Gene Ontology annotation, molecular function: nucleic acid binding. The record is from RefSeq and is a predicted model, not a curated record. NCBI's taxonomy places the organism in Eukaryota, Parabasalia, Trichomonadida, Trichomonadidae.
AUGAGCAACAAAGCUAUCAGAGAAGUUACAUGUCCAAUUUCGAAGGUUAAGCAUAUCAUUGUCAGGAAAGAUGACACUGAAGCCAUAAGAGCACUUCGUAUUUGGGCCACAAAAUUAUUUGUCCGAAUGCGACGUGGAGAAUCCAUUCUUUUAUCAAUGGAUUGUGAAGGCUGGAAGCUUGGAACUAUUCAUAAGUCUCUCGGUCUUCUACAAAUAUGCGAAAUUUUAGAUCAAAGUAUUCUGAUUAAACCAAGAGAUGAAUCACAAAAAUCAUUAAGACUUAAGUCAGGAUUCUUAGUUCACUUUCCUACUACCAACGAAGUAAUCGAUAUUCUAUCAGGUGUCUUACAUCAUCCAAAUGUAAUUUUAUGUACUUAUGAUUUCACAUCUGAUAUCUCAUCCUUGAUGGAAGCAGGUGUAAAGAUCAAUACGAAAAGAAUUUUUGAUGCCCAAUUGGUCAGUGCUUCGAAUACAAGUACAGAACCAAUAUGGGUUCUUACAGACACUCAGGCUCGCUCUAUUAUAGCGCGUGCAAGAGGUAUGAUAGGAACUGUGAAAGAAGCGCAGGAUGCCGUUAACUUUAUGUCAUCCAAAAAAGGAAAUAUGUUCGAAUUUCUUACAUUUCUACAUAGAAAGGACCAAGACCCAUUUGCAUCUAUGGUUGAUGAUGACUUUUAUAAAUACGCUGCUGGUGACUUAGUUAUGACAGCUCUUGCUGCAUUAUAUAGUUUCUAUUUUGGAUUUAGCUCGAAAACAUGGGAAUUAUCUGCUAUAAAGGUUAAAGAGUUCUUAUCACUACAAAAGAUGCAUCAACAGGUGCUCAUGCCAUCAGCUGUACGUCAAGAAGCCUUCUUAACGAGAUAUAACCUCAAAGAUCUUAAAGAAUACCAAACUUCUGGUUACAAAAUACCUUUAACAGAUGACUCUGUUAUCCGUAUGGCUCUAACAUUGUAUGUUAAAGCUGAUAUGAUUGUUAAUCUUCUUAAAAUCCUUCCAGAAAAAUAUUCUAAGUCAUUUAGUGAAAUUAAUGCUCAGAUAAUUAGAAAUGACUUGGAAGGGAAGCUGGAAGAAGUAAAAGCUAGAAUUCAGACGCUUAGUCCAUUCGAUGACGAUACAAACAUAGAAGAAGCUCAAAAUUAG